CUAGGGUCAGUCUGGCAGGUCCCUCGCCGGCCCAGUCCUGGGCCGGCCAAACCUCACCGCUUGCUCCCGGGCUGGCUUCCAGACCAAGGGCACGCAGAGGUCGGAGCCUGCCCAGAAGCCACACCUGGCCAGAAAAACCGAAGGUGUAUCAAGGUGUCCGAGUGAAGAUCACAGUGAAGGAGCUGCUGCAGCAAAGACGGGCACACCAGGCGGCCUCCGGGGGAACCCGGUCCGGAGGCAGCAGUGUCCACCUUUCAGACCCAGUUGCACCAUCUUCUGCAGGACUGUAUUUUGAGCCUGAACCAAUUUCUUCCACGCCCAAUUAUUUGCAACGGGGAGAAUUUUCCAGUUGUGUUUCAUGUGAAGAAAACUCAAGCUGCCUCGACCAGAUCUUUGAUUCCUACCUUCAGACAGAGAUGCACCCGGAGCCUUUGCUCAAUUCCACACAAAGUGCUCCACACCAUUUCCCAGACAGCUUCCAGGCCACCCCUUUCUGCUUUAACCAGAGCCUGAUCCCAGGAUCACCUUCAAAUUCCUCCAUUCUCUCUGGCUCCUUAGACUACAGUUACUCGCCAGUGCAGCUGCCUUCAUAUGCUCCAGAGAAUUACAAUUCCCCUGCUUCUCUGGACACCAGAACCUGUGGCUACCCCUCAGAAGACCAUUCCUACCAUCACUUGUCCUCACACGCCCAGUACAGCUGCUUCUCCUCGGCCACCACCUCCAUCUGCUACUGCGCAUCAUGUGAGGCAGAGGACUUGGAUGCUCUCCAGGCGGCAGAGUACUUCUACCCGAGCACAGACUGUGUGGACUUUGCCCCCUCAGCAGCCGCCACCAGUGAUUUCUAUAAGAGGGAAACAAACUGUGACAUCUGCUAUAGUUAAUAGAAAUUACAGUAAUUCAGAACAUGGCAUGGGUAUAUCUAUUUUUCUACCACGUCUAGAUGACACUGCAAAAUAUGCAACUUGGUAACACAAUAUCCCAAGCACAGUUUACAUGUCACUAUUUCCAAUUUUCUGAUGCUAAGCAUUCAUAUGAAGUCCUCAGACCCGGUCACAGUGCCACUCCUACUUUGUAUGCUCAUAGUUUAAAUUUUUGUAGGAAACUUUCAAUUGUUUUACUUUUUGUAUAACGAACAAAUGCUCUCUCCUUUUUUACUAAUAAAUAAUUUUGUAUUACUAA
This is a messenger RNA of Pan troglodytes (chimpanzee), 1179 nucleotides long. RefSeq names its product POU class 2 homeobox associating factor 3 (gene POU2AF3). The record is from RefSeq and is a predicted model, not a curated record. Bases 417 to 881 code for a protein of 154 amino acids. NCBI's taxonomy places the organism in Eukaryota, Metazoa, Chordata, Mammalia, Primates, Hominidae. The transcript is spliced from 5 exons.